Molecule: messenger RNA, 1756 nt
Organism: Polistes dominula (European paper wasp)
Lineage: Eukaryota; Metazoa; Arthropoda; Insecta; Hymenoptera; Vespidae
Product: tRNA methyltransferase 10 homolog A
Biological process (GO): tRNA N1-guanine methylation
Cellular component (GO): nucleus; nucleoplasm
Molecular function (GO): tRNA binding; methyltransferase activity
Source: RefSeq, a predicted model, not a curated record
UUCAAUAGUUAAGUUUAAAAAGUUUUACGUUAAAAAUUAAUUAAGUAUUAUUUUUUUUAUUGUCGCGUGUAUAACAAUGAAUAACUUAACUUCGGAGACGUCAGCAACUUCGAUAUCAUUGGACGAAUCAUUGCAAAAACGUGCGGAUAAAAAAGAUCUUUAUGAGAAGAUAAAAAUGAAUAUGCAAGAAAUACAACGAGUUGCAAAAGAUGUUGAUGAAAAUAUGAAAAAAAUUCGAAUAAAUGUAGAUAUUACAGCUACUUUAUUGAAUGCAAUUAACAAAUCUGAAGAAAAUUAAUAUUUAUUCUUUGAUAAAUAUUAAUUUUCAUUAAAUAUUCUAUAAGGAAUUUUAAAAUACAUUCUCAUUUUAACUUACUUUUUUAAUAGAAUCGUUUUUAUUAUAAUGCAACAGAAAAACUUUAUAUAAACGUAGAUCGAUUAAUUAGAACACUGUUUUAGCGAUAGAAAUGUUCUAAAAUAAAAUUUAUUAUUUUCUGUUUACAUAAAAAACGUAUCAAAUAAUUUCAAAGAAUUUUUGUGUUUAUCUAUACAACUAUAUAUUGUGAAUAAUCUGCAAUUAUAAAUUUAAUUGUUUAUAAUAUUAAUCGAAUAAUCUUCGUGAUCGACCAAUCGAUCAGUUAAGAAUGGACAUGAAAUCCGCGAGAUGUCAGUUUUAUUCAUCACGUUGAGUUUUGUGUCAUAUUGAAAAUGCAGACCAAUUUUUGGUACAGAAGUUAAAUGUAACAUGUUAUUUGUUUUUAUAUAAUAUAAUUGUAUUUAAAUUAAUUCCUACUUUAAAUAUAAAUCUAACAAAAUAUGGAAAAUAUUGAAAAUAAUAAUAGAUUAGAUGAAAAAGCCAUGGAUUAUGUGGAAAACAUAGUUGAUAAUAAUAAGGUUUCACAUGUAGAAACAAAUUUAAGUAAACGGCAAUUAAAACGGGCAAAAAAAACCGAAAAAUGGUUGGAGAGAAAAUGUGAAAAAAGAAAACUAGAACGAGCUAAAGCUAGAGAAAAACGUGCAUUUGCUCGUGCAAAUAAUAUAAAUCUUGGACCGUCUAGAAAAGCUUUAAAAAGAAGUACUAUGGCAGAGAGUAGUUGUAAGCUUACUGUUACAAUUGAUUUAUCAUUUGAUAAUUUAAUGAUAGAUAAAGAUAUUGCAAAAUUGAUUAAACAGAUAUUAAGGUGUUACGCUUUAAACAGAAGAGCUAUUGCACCUUUACAAUUUUCUUUAACAAGUUUUAAUGGCAAAUCCAAACAGGAAAUGGAGAAGCAUAACGGAUAUGAACAUUGGGAUGUAAAAUUUGAAUGCGAUUCAUAUAAGAGUAUUUAUCCAAAGGAUAAAAUUGUGUAUCUUACUAGUGAAUCAGAAAAUGUGAUAGAUAGACUCGAUCACAGUUGUAUAUAUGUUAUAGGUGGCUUGGUCGAUCAUAAUAGUCAUAAGGGUCUGUGUCAUCAGUUAGCAACAGAGAGUGGGAUUAAACAUGGUCGCUUACCGCUGGAUAAAUUUCUCCUAAUGAAAGCUAGAAAAGUUUUAACAGUUGAUCAUGUAUUUGAAAUACUACUUAGAGUAACGGAAGGUAAAACAUGGCAAGAAGCAUUCCUUCAAGUAUUACCAGAACGUAAACAAGCCCAACCAAUUGUAUCUCCUACAAAGACAACUGAAGAAUAUAAUCAAACGGAUGAUAUUGAAAUAGAACAAAAUUGUGAUAAAGAUAUGUGUAAUAUAGAAAAUGUAUUCAAACAAGAUUAAAAAGUUA